UCAUUCCAGCUAGAGACCCAGCAACCAGACACAACAAAAACCGAUGUAUUGGAGACCAACUGAUCUGAGUUAACUACUGGGUGCCACAAGGGAUUAAUGAUUCAAAACUAACAGUGAACUUCCUGUUGUCAAGUCAAGCGCUGGUAGAUCUGUUGAUCUAGAUAUAUUCUGUCACAAUAAACCAACAGAAUAGGACUUGGAGGUUAAGAAAGUAUUCAAGUUCAUCGAUAUUUUUAGAAGCGAUGCUUUCCAGGCCAACUGAUUGGAGUCAACACACUGGUACCACAAGCAAUAAAGGAAAUUAACAAGGAAUUAAAGAUUCAAAACUUACUGUAAACUUUAUGUGGUCAAGUCAAAUAUUGGUGGACUUGUUGAUCUAAAUAUAUUCUGUCAAAAUAAACCAAAAGGAAUCACAUUUGAUAAUUAAGAAAAGUUCUUUGAGACUUUUAGAACCAAUGUUUUCUAGUAAAACCAAUUGAAGUCAACAAACCACACGCAAUUAAGGAAAUCAACAAGGAAUCAGUGUUACAAAGCUAAAUUGGAAACUUUUUUUGUCAAGUGUUGGUAGACUUAUUGAUCUAGAUAUAUUUGAUCAAAAUAUACCAAGGGAAUCUUACUUGACGAUUAAGAAAGUCUUCAAGUUCUUCAAGACUUUUGGAAUCAAUGAUUUCUCGGCCAUCUAUUUGGAGUCAAGAAAACAGGUACUACACACAAUUGAAGAAAUUAACAAGGAAUCAGUGUUUCAAAGCUAUAUGUUAACUGCCUAUUGUCAAACGCUGGUGUACUUGUUGAUCUAGAUAUAUUCUGUCAAAAUAAACCCAUGGAAUCACAUACUUGAUGAACAAGAAAGUACUCCAGUUCAUCAAGACUUUUUGAACCAGUGUUUUCUAUGCCAAGCGAUUGUAGUCAACAAACCACAAGCACUUAAUAGGAAUCAAUGUUUCAAAGCUAAAUCUGAACCUCCUGUUGUCAAGUGUUGGUAGACCUGUUGAUCUAGAUAUAUUCUGUCAAAAUAAACCAACGGAAUCACAAACUUAUCAAGGAAGUCCAAGACUUUACCAAUAUGAACUCAGUUUGGAAGCGUCAAGGCAUGAACAGUUCUGGUGGACAUUAUUUAAACAUGGGGGCAGUGCUGUCACCAAUAGGUGCCGCCCGUUUGUGUCAGCUGACUCUGGGCUGUUCCGUCAUCUCAUUGGUGAUCCACAGCGCCGGCUACAGCGCCACCUACGGGACGUUCUGUAUGACUGUCUGGAGCUUCUGCUUUGCCGUUACAGUGGCCAUUUUCGUACUGGAUGCUACACGUCUUCACACGUGUCUUCCUGUGUCCUGGGAGAACCUGACCGUGACCUUUGCAGCUCUAGCUGCCCUCCUGACCCUCACAGCCUCUGUAGUCUAUCCAGUGUACUUCGUACGCCCAGAGUGCCCUUAUAAUAACUGCGAGCAAAGAAACUUUCGCAUCGCCGUGACCGUGUGCUCUUGGGCAGCGUGCAUCGCGUAUGGAGUGGAGGUUUUUCUGUCACGUGCCAAACCAGGCCGAGUCGUGGGCUACAUGGCGACACCCUCUGGGAUCCUGAAGGUGGUGCAGAGCUUCGCCGGAUGUGUCAUUUUCGGAAUGCUCGCCAACGGAAGCGGUUUUUCGAGCCACGUCGCAACCAUCUACUGUGUGGUUGUGUUUGCGGUUUGCUUCGCAAUCACGGUGCUCAUGGUGGCGUUGACUGUCUCUGGCCGUACUGCCAUUCUGCGGCUGCCGUUUGACCGGUUUGUGGUGGUUUACACAUUCGCAGCAGUGCUGCUGUACCUCAGCGCGGCUGUGGUUUGGCCUGUCUUCUGCUUUGACAAAAAGUACGGAACUCCUUUUCGGCCGCAGGGCUGCCCUCGGGGCCAGUGCUCGUGGGACGUGAAGCUCGCCGUGACUGUUCUGUGCUAUGUCAACCUUGUGCUUUACAUCACCGAUCUCAUCUAUUCCCAGAGAGCCCGAUCGGUGUCACAGUGUCCUCGAGUGUAGGGUGAACAUUGUUCAUUUAUGAAUGCACUUAUUAAACACAAUCUCCGCUGACAGAUAAUCCACUGAGACACGAGGCAGUUCUCGAAUAAUGAUUUGGAUUUGCUUGCAAAAAAAUUACUGUGGUCGUACCGUGCUUCAGUGAUGGUAAUUCCAUGGAAUUUGAUAUAUAUCAUAGUACUCUUUGAAUACCAUAUUCAUAUAACAUGGUAUCUACAUGGCUCUCCAAAGUGUAAUUGAAACCUGUCAAGAAAUUGCUGUGCUCAUAUUAAACCCUAAACCAAAAAAAAAUAAAUAAAAUAAAAUAAAAUAAAAAAAUUAAAACAAAAGCCUACAUUUAGGACCAUAAAAUUGUUUUGUAAUGUGACAUUAUUUUCAGGACACUUCAGCACAUUUUACCACCUCAUUCUCAUUACCACAACUCGUCCAGAUGUUUUACUUGAACUAUUCCCAUUGUUUUCAGUGAUGAUUCUAAUAACUGUAACUGUCAUUUUUUGCUGUUUUACAGUAAAAAUGCUGUUGUACAAUGAUUUUUUUUAAAUUAAAAUCCAAUUUUAGUAGUACCAAAGGAGUACUACUAUUGUAUAUAAAUACAUCAAUACAAUUUAUAUAAUCUAUCUUUUUACUCAUGUUGUGGUAUCAGAAUAUCAUAAUGAUCAUCUUUUUCACACUGCAGUAAUGAGUAUUAAAUGUGCGUAACUGUCAUGAAAAUAGUGUCACAAAAAAAUCUUAAUGGGCCUAAAAUUAUGCUUUAUUUUCUAUAUAUGCAAAAUAUAAUUUCUUAUUUGUUUCUUUAGAUUUUGGAUUCAAAUAGGACAAGGACAUUUUCUUGACAGGUUUUGUGAGAAUUAUGCACGUCAAAGAAUAGUAUUAGUCACAAAUGUUACUGUUAUUUUGCCAAGACAAACAUGUUUGUGGUUCAACAUCUUUUGUUGGUUUUGGAGGAAUAUUCCUGUCAAAGGAACAUAGCCCAUGGGGGCCUGGGAAGCUCAGCGAGUAAAGACGCUGACUACCAAACCUGGAGUUGAGAGUUUGAUUCCAGGGUGUGCUGAGUGACUCCAGUCAGGUCUCCUAAGCAACCAUAUUGGCCCGGUUGUUAGGGUGAGUAGAGUCACAUGGGGUAACCUCCUCAUGAUCACUAUAAUGUGGUUCUCGCUCUCAGUGGGGUGCGUGGUGAGUUGUGCGUGGAUGCUGCGGAGAAUAGUGUGAAGCCUCCACAUGCACUACAUCUCCACGGUAACGCGCUCAACAAGCCACGUGAUAAGAUGCACAGACUGACAGUCUCAGACGCGGAGGCAACUGAGAUUCGUCCUCUGCCACCUGGAUUGAGGCGAGUCACUACACCACCACAAGGACCUAGAGCACAUUGGAAAUUGGGCAUUCCUAAUUGGGGAGAAAAAAAAAAAAAAGAAGAAAUGUAGCCCUAAUCCUGACCAUUACCAACCCUUAAAGGAAUAUUCCGGGUUCAAUACAAGUUAAUC
Myxocyprinus asiaticus (Chinese sucker) is the source of this 3483-nucleotide messenger RNA. RefSeq names its product myeloid-associated differentiation marker-like protein 2. The coding region runs from base 1064 to 2005 and encodes 313 amino acids. The transcript has a single exon. Gene Ontology annotation, cellular component: membrane. The record is from RefSeq and is a predicted model, not a curated record. Lineage: Eukaryota; Metazoa; Chordata; Actinopteri; Cypriniformes; Catostomidae.